Molecule: messenger RNA, 1218 nt
Organism: Sardina pilchardus (European sardine)
Lineage: Eukaryota; Metazoa; Chordata; Actinopteri; Clupeiformes; Clupeidae
Gene: trhra
Product: thyrotropin-releasing hormone receptor a
Exons: 2
Coding region: 1-1218 (405 amino acids)
Biological process (GO): phospholipase C-activating G protein-coupled receptor signaling pathway
Cellular component (GO): membrane
Molecular function (GO): thyrotropin-releasing hormone receptor activity
Source: RefSeq, a predicted model, not a curated record
AUGGAGAAUGUUACUCUUUUUCAAGACAACCAGACGCAUGGGAACUGGACCGACAGCACCACUGAGUACAAAGUGGUUAGUAUAGUUUUGGUAUCCCUAAUAUGUGGCGUUGGUAUAGUGGGCAAUGUUAUGGUUAUCCUGGUCGUCCUUACGACCAAACACAUGCGGACACCCACUAACUGUUACCUGGUUAGCCUGGCUGUUGCCGACCUUAUGGUCCUAACGGCGGCAGGGUUACCGAACAUCACAGAGAGUUUAUACGGAGAGUGGGUGUAUGGAUAUGUUGGAUGUCUCUGUAUAACUUACCUUCAGUACUUGGGGAUCAACGCUUCCUCGUGUUCUAUCACGGCGUUUACUAUUGAGCGGUACAUUGCCAUCUGUCAUCCGAUUAAAGCGCAAUUCAUUUGCACAUUGUCCAGAGCGAAAAAGAUCAUAGUGGCCGUGUGGACUGUUACCUCGCUCUAUUGUGUCAUGUGGUUCUACCUGUCAGAUUUGACAGAAUUAGUGUUUGAUAACAUUACUCUCGUCACCUGUGGAUACAAAGUACCGAGGAGCUUCUAUUUGCCAAUAUACUUCACGGAUUUCGCUGUGUUCUACGUUCUGCCCCUCCUUUUGGCCAUGAUACUUUACGGGCUCAUCGCAAGAAUCCUUUUCCUCAACCCACUGCCAGCUGACCCCAUAGAAAAGAGCAAAAAGUGGAAAAAGGAGUCCUGCUCAGGAACUAAAGCACUUGGCUCUAAGAACUCCUCUUGCAGUAGCACUACAGCGACCUCACGCAGGCAGGUGACAAAGAUGUUGGCUGUGGUGGUGAUUCUCUUCGCUCUGCUGUGGAUGCCCUACCGGACGCUGGUGGUGGUCAACUCUUUCCUGGCGCACGCCUACCUGGACACCUGGUUCCUGCUCUUCUGCCGGCUCUGCAUCUACCUGAACAGCGCCAUCAACCCGGUCAUCUACAACGCCAUGUCACAAAAGUUUCGCGCCGCCUUCCGCAAGCUCUGCCACUGCGGCCCGCAGCGCUCCGAGAAGCCGCCCACGUACAGCGUGGCGCUCACCUACAGCGUCAUCAAGGACACCUCCAACGGAGAGAGCCCCGACCACUUCACCACCGAGAUGGACGAGAUGGCCGCCCAUACCGAUCGCUUCCUCCCAGGCAGAAAGAGGCUGUCAUUUCAGGACCCACCCAUGCUUACUGGUCAAGUCGCCCAUAGCACUGCCUGA